Messenger RNA from Tachyglossus aculeatus (Australian echidna), 3508 nucleotides. RefSeq names its product myocyte enhancer factor 2D (gene MEF2D). Gene Ontology annotation, molecular function: RNA polymerase II cis-regulatory region sequence-specific DNA binding; DNA-binding transcription factor activity, RNA polymerase II-specific; protein dimerization activity. Gene Ontology annotation, biological process: cell differentiation; positive regulation of transcription by RNA polymerase II. The transcript has 12 exons. Lineage: Eukaryota; Metazoa; Chordata; Mammalia; Monotremata; Tachyglossidae. The coding region runs from base 210 to 1763 and encodes 517 amino acids. The record is from RefSeq and is a predicted model, not a curated record.
CUCCCUCCCUCCUCCUUCCCCGGCCGCCGGGCGCCACCGCGGCAUCACCCGCUGGCGCCCCGACUCUGAGGAUGGAGGACUGAGCAGGCCAGGGCGAGCCGACCCCCCGUCCCCGGUCCCCACACCCCACACCCUGUGACCUUUCAUGACCUCAGCGUGACCACCCCCGCCGAGGCCCCCGCUCUCCCUGCUCCUCGCUCUGCCGGAAAAUGGGGCGGAAAAAGAUUCAGAUUCAGAGGAUCACGGACGAAAGGAACCGCCAGGUGACGUUCACCAAGCGGAAGUUUGGGCUGAUGAAGAAGGCGUACGAGCUGAGCGUGCUGUGCGACUGCGAGAUCGCCCUGAUCAUCUUCAACCACUCCAACAAGCUGUUCCAGUACGCCAGCACCGACAUGGACAAGGUGCUCCUCAAGUACACCGAGUACAACGAGCCGCACGAGAGCCGCACCAACACGGACAUCAUCGAGACGCUGCGGAAGAAGGGCUUUAACGGGUGCGACAGCCCCGAGGCCGACGGGGACGACUCCAUCGACCAGUCCCCGCUGCUGGAGGAGAAGUUCCGCCGGGCCAGCGACGACCUGGACGUCCUCUUCAAGCGCUAUGGGUCCGCCGUCCCGGCCCCCAAUUUUGCGAUGCCCGUGACGGUGCCCGUCUCGAACCCCAGCGCCCUGCAGUUCAGCAGCCCCGGGGCCCCGCUGCCUUCCCCGGUCCUGGCGGACCCCCGCCUCAUGUCGCCGCAGCCCCCGGCAACCCAGAGGAACACCGUUUCCCCCGGUCUGCCCCAGCGGCCGGCCAGCGCAGGGGCCCUGCUGGGCGGAGACCUGGGCAGCAGUAACGGCGCCUGCCCCAGCCCCGUCGGGAACGGUUACGUGAGCGCCCGGACGUCCCCCGGGCUCCUGCCGGUGUCCAAUGGGUCCGGCCUGCCGCUCAAGGUCCUGCCGGCCAAGUCCCCGCCGCCGCCGCCGCCACCGCCGCCCCCCGCGCCGCCCGCCCAGCUCGGGGUCAGCGGCCGCAAGCCGGACCUGAGGGUCAUCACCACGCAGGGCCCCAAGGCCCUCGGUCCCCAGCUGGCGGAGGGGCAGGCAGAGCUGCAGAACGCACAGCGCCUGGGAAUCCCCCCGACGACCCACGCCCUGAGCACUCCCAUCGUCUCCGUGGCCACCCCGAGCCUGCUGACCCAGGGCCUGCCCUUCCCCUCCAUGCCCACCGCGUACAACACAGAUUACCAGCUGACAAGCGCAGAGCUGACUUCUCUCCCAGCCUUCAACUCGCCCGGAGGACUGAGUCUGAGCAGUGUCACUGCCUGGCAGCAGCAUCAGCAACAACAGCAACAGCAACAGCAACAACAACAACAACAGCAACAGCAACAACAGCAGCAGCCACAACAACAGCCACAGCAGCAACCGCAGCAGCCCCACCUGGUCCCUGUGUCCCUGACUAACUUAAUACAAGGCAGCCCCCUUCCCCACGUCACCACCCUCACAGUCAACACCAGCCCCAACGUCAGCAUCAAAUCGGAGCCCGUGUCCCCGAACCGGUGCCCGCGCAGCCCGGCCGCGCCCCCGCCGUUCCCCGUGGCCGGACGCUCGCCCGUCAGCGGCGCCUACGAGGGGGCCGAGUGCGAGGACGCCCGCAGGUCCGUCGGCCCGGCCCUUGGGCUCCUCCGGCCCGGCGCCCCCCCGGGAGGCCCUCCCGGGCCCCCCGAGGGCCCCGACGGCCCCUCCGCCAAGCGCCUGCGGCUGGACACUUGGACACUGAAGUAAACUCCCCUUCUCCCGCCGACCGACCGGAAGGUGAAAAUGACAAUCCUAAUCUCGCUGCCAGCCACCGCCGCCGCCGCCGCCCCCCCCCACACCUGCCCCCUUCCCGGGUGCCCUCCGGGGCUACCUGGGGGAGGGUGCGGAGGGAGGGGGGGCAGCCCCCUGCCCCGCUGCUGACUCCCACCCCCGUCUUGUUCCUGUUUACUGUGGACGGUUGUGGUCAAGUCAACUGUGUCUUCUGCGUUUAGCCUGGCUUGAGGGGAGGGGCGGCGCGGGGGGGACACGCUGGACCAUCACGGUAGAGGGUGAGGGAGGAGGGGAAUGGCCCAGGACUGAGGAGAGGUAGAGGGAAGAGGGGGCUUUGCACGACAGCAGAUGGGAGGAAAGGUGCUGGGGGUCCUGGCACCCGGGACGCCCUCCCUUUCCCCAUCCUCCCGCCCUUUUUAGUCCCCCUCUUCUCCUUCCCCGCCCCCCCGCCCCGCACGGUCAUGAAUGAAACCCGCUGCUCCUGCCACUCUGGCUCUACUGGCCGGGGCCCCCUCCCCGACUGGGCCCAGGGCAGGGGAGUCGGGGGGCAGUGUCGUGGUUGGGGCUUCCCUCCGCCCCAUCCUCCACCUGCCCAGGGCAGGGGGGCUGGGGAGGGGGGGUGGUCCCGGGGGCUGCCAGCUCCCGUCUCCCCCAUCCCUUCGGGCCCCCCGUCCCUGCCCUCGCCUCCCAGUUUACCAGCUUGCUACCUCUGCCCCCCUCCGGCCCCCUCUGCCUGGCCCACCGCCCCCACCCCGGCACCUGUCCCUGUAAAUAGCAAACUCCCUCCCACCCCCUGCCCCUCCAGCAGCAGUUGAAAGGGCCCUGAAGCCGUUCUGUGUAUUGAUAUGAAAUGAGAUUCUAUUUUUGUCAAAGUUAUAUUGUUAUAAUGACUUCGAAGCCACCGGAGCACUGUAGAGACCACCCCCCAGGCCUUCCCGCUCCCAGGGUCCCCCCACAGAUCCCUUCCCCCACGACCCUCUACUGAGGGAGAUGCGAGGGGGCAGGGGCUCGCCUGUGUCCCCAAACCUUCAUGCCCUCUGCCCUACCCCCACCCCUGCAUUAUAGAAAAGCCCCCCCUCCCCUGGGGAAGAGAGAAAGAGGGGAAGGGAGUGAGGGAAGGGGUCAGCGGGGAAGGAUUCGGUUCCAGCCCCGGACCUCCUGCCAGCUGCUGCUCCUCCCCACACCCGACCCUGGCGAGGGCGGCGGGCCUGGUCCGGUGGGUGAAAGGCCUGGUGCCCUUACUGGUCCCCAGACUUGUCCUCCUCCUCCUUCCCCCAUCAGGAGUCACUCCCAGAGGCCGGUGUAGACACUGCCAGCGUGGAGGGGAGAGGGUCCCCGCCUAACCCCCUGUCCCCCCCGGAUUCCCACCAGGGCCAGGGAGGGCCCCGCACCCCACCCUCACCCCAAUCUCAGCCGUAGCCUGGGGUCUCACACAGGGAUGGUGUACAGGACGUAGCCCCUCUGACGACGCCCCGAAAUGGGUGACACCCCGCUCCCCACCCCACCCCGUCAGGAAGGAUCGAAUGCGCUUCUCGAUUAUUUAUUGUUUUCAAGCGAACGUGGAGGACAGAGACUGUGGAUCUAUAAAUACUAUAUCGCUCUAUAUUUUUAACUGACCUCCCCCGCCCCAGGCCCCGGCUCCAGGCCGAAGGUGGAGGAGGGGGCCCGAGGCGAGCUGCACCCCCUUGCCCCCUCCCUCCUGACAAUCACCGACGCCGCGC